Messenger RNA from Polistes dominula (European paper wasp), 1503 nucleotides. Its product is annotated as histone H2A. The record is from RefSeq and is a predicted model, not a curated record. Gene Ontology annotation, cellular component: nucleosome. Gene Ontology annotation, molecular function: structural constituent of chromatin; protein heterodimerization activity; DNA binding. NCBI's taxonomy places the organism in Eukaryota, Metazoa, Arthropoda, Insecta, Hymenoptera, Vespidae.
AUAUAUACAUAUAUUUAAGUAUAAUUAAAUCUUAAUUACUUGGAAUAUUGAAUCAGUUUAAUUUGCUAUUCAUGUAUUUAGCAAGAGCUUUAGUCCCUUCGCGCUAACAGCGUGUUUGGAGAGAUCACCAGGAAAUAUUAAUCUUACAGCAGAUAGUACUUCACGAGAUGUAAUAGUUGAACGUUCGGUAUAUUGAGCCAAUGUCGUGGAUUCGGCAGCAAAAUGUCCGAAGAUAUCAUUAACGAAACUGUUCAUAAUUCCCAUAGCUUUACUCGAGAUUCCGAUGUCCGGGUGUAUUUGUUUUGAUACUUUGUAAAUAUAUAGAGCUUAACUUUCUUUUCUCUUCUUUUUCUUAUUAUCGGCUUUACCUACUGUAUUCUUCUGAGCUUUACUGGUCUUUAUUAUCAUUUUAACACCAACUUUGCCGCCACUUUCUCUUAGUGCCAUAGUAGAAAAAUAUAUUCUUUUCUUUGUAAAAGACAAAUAUUAGACUAUUUAAAAUGACUCAAACGAAACAAACAGAACAUUUUUUUAUGCGUCUUUUUGAUAUAUGUAGGAAGUAUUGAAACAGACCAAUCAAAACGUAGCAUCGUUUGGCGUGGUGCUAUUCGUGCUUAAAGAGUAGGGGAGAGGGGAAUACAUAAAUACCUUAAUUUUUCCAUCAUUUUUGUUAUUCUACUAGUUGCCAACGUAGAAGCUUAUUUAAUUUUCUAGUAAACUUAGAGCUUGAAUUUUAAAAAAUGUCAGGACGUGGUAAAGGCGGUAAAGUGAAGGGUAAGGCAAAAUCUCGUUCGAACAGAGCUGGAUUACAAUUUCCAGUUGGUCGUAUUCAUCGUUUGUUGAGAAAAGGUAAUUACGCUGAACGCGUUGGUGCCGGAGCACCAGUUUACUUAGCUGCAGUAAUGGAGUAUCUUGCUGCUGAGGUUUUGGAAUUGGCUGGCAAUGCUGCACGCGAUAACAAAAAGACGCGAAUUAUUCCAAGACAUUUGCAAUUGGCCAUUCGCAACGACGAAGAAUUGAACAAAUUGUUGUCUGGUGUUACUAUCGCUCAAGGCGGAGUUUUACCAAACAUUCAAGCUGUUUUAUUACCCAAGAAGACUGAGAAGAAAGCAUAAUUAAUAUGAUAACUGAAUAAGAAUUUGAAAAAAAAAAAAAAAACAUCAGAUAGUAUUAGCCUUACAAGUAUAUGUGUCUACGAAGAAAAUAUUUGUAUUUGUUCACAAACUAUACUUUUGGUGGUACUUUCUGGUCAAAGGUUAACAAAAUUAAAAAAUCAAUGUCAUAUCAACGACAAAAUAUUUUAGAAAUUUUUAAAAGAAAAACAUUCCAUGGGACCAAAUCUUAAUAGCAUUGAGUACCUUAAAUCCGAAAUGUUUACACAAAUAUAUUGUAUUUAUUCAAGAUCAAUGUGACGCAUUGUCUCAACUUAACCUUAUUAAGAAUAAAGAAAUAAUGUGUUAUGGCACGUUGGAAAUUUCAUUAAAUGUACUGAAAUAAAACAUA